AUGUCUGACACUCGAUAUAAAUUAUUAUGCGAAGAUGAAAUGGAGGAAGAAGUUUCAAAUGUUAUCAUAAAAAUCAAGCAUUCAAGUAGACUCAAAAAUGUUUUAUUCUUUAUUUUUGGAAUGGUAUUCUGUUAUAUUGUUUUAUUACAUGUGCAAAGUGAAAGAGUGAGUUCCUAAGAAUUUCAAUUUUAUUUUUUUUUAAUUACAAUCAAUACAAUAUUUUCAGCAAAUGGUGGAUUUGAAAUCUUUGAAAGAAAUGCUGGUGAAACCUUUUGUUUUUCAAAAAUUCGAGAAUUAUGAAGAUUUUUAUUUCACAAAGUAAGCUGGACAAAUUUGACAAUCAGAUAAUUAUUUGAUUUUUUCCAGAGAUGAAUCACGAUUCUUAAAUUGUUCCCAAAUAUCAAAUGGUUCAAAAGAUGCAAUUGACAAUUAUGUGAAUAAUGGGAGACUAAAACUCGAACGCGAAAAACUUCUGGAACUUCCGAUGGAUUGUGAAAAUAUAAAAACAAGAAUACGCGGAGAUAUUUCAUCAUUUUCAAAACUUGAAAGACCAAUUGCUUUUGUCAGAAAUAUAUUUACAGUGAGUAAAUACUUCUUUUUGAUUUUUUUUUGAAAAUAUGUGAAUUUCCAGCUUUAUGAAUUUCAAGAAAGUCUUAUCUCAUUGAAUUAUCAUCCAGAUAAUACUUACUGUUUUUCCAUUGAUUUCAAAUCAGUUCAUCGACUUUCUGAAAAUAUGCAAUCACUUUCAAAAUGUCUCCCGAAUAUUGUCAUAAAUCCAACGAAAUAUUCAUUUGACUCAUCGGGACAUUUUCAAGAUCGAGCACAUUUUGAUUGUCUCAAAAUGAUUUUGAAUAGCACUUGGAAUCAUGCUUUACUCUUACAGGUGAGAAAUUAUUUAUUGAUUUUUUUUUUUGGAAGAUUUGUGAAAUUGUUUCAGAAUUACGAUAUAGUUCUCAAAUCAUCUGAACAGUUAUCGGAUCUCAGUGAAAUGUUGAAUUAUACAAGUAUUAUGGGAUUGGAAUAUGGAUUUCAAGGAAGAUAUAAAGGAGAUGCUAAUUGGACACCGGCUGGUUUGAAACUUUUCAAAAAUGGUAAUUCAAAAUUAAAUCAAGUGGAUCAUUUUUAUUGAUACAUUUUUUUGCAGAAAAAGGAGUGCCAGAUGAAAUUCUACAUACACCGUUGAAAAUUCGUAAAGGACUCAAUGAAGUAUUUUUGUCGAAAACAUUUGUCGAUUCACUUUUCGAUAAAUUAAACUUGGAUCCAAUUUUGGAUUUAUUCGACAAUAAUAAAAUGUAUGGAGUUGAUGAAAUGUUAAUUCAAACUUUAUAUGAAAAUUAUUUGGGACUUGAAGGACAAAUGACUUCGAAUUGCACGAAAUCACAAUCGGAUAAUUUGACAAGACAAACUGAUUGGAAUUUUAGUGGGCCGAAUGGAUAUGAUAAACAUUGUAGAUCAAAAUGGAAGAGGCAUGGGAUAUGUAUUAUUGGAGUGGAAUAUUUGAAAAGUUUUUCAACUAGUAAUCGAAUUACAGGUAACAUUCAUAAAUUUAGUAAUUUUCAAAAAAAUUUUUUUUUCAGCGAAUAAAGUUCUUGAUAACUUUGAUUUUGGUCCAAUAAUUUGUUUGCGUCAAAUGAUUCGAGAAGGAAAAACAAGUGGAAUUCCGGAAGAUGCAUUAAAUUGGUCACCACAAUAUCGAGAAAUGAAAUUGAAGCAAAAUGGAACUUAUGUUAAAGAAAAAUUUGUUUGUUAG
Molecule: messenger RNA, 1750 nt
Organism: Caenorhabditis angaria
Lineage: Eukaryota; Metazoa; Nematoda; Chromadorea; Rhabditida; Rhabditidae
Source: the annotation of a GenBank genome assembly